This is a messenger RNA of Triticum dicoccoides, 3207 nucleotides long. Its product is annotated as probable LRR receptor-like protein kinase At1g51890. The record is from RefSeq and is a predicted model, not a curated record. Lineage: Eukaryota; Viridiplantae; Streptophyta; Magnoliopsida; Poales; Poaceae. Gene Ontology annotation, molecular function: ATP binding; protein binding; protein kinase activity. The transcript is spliced from 13 exons. Gene Ontology annotation, biological process: protein phosphorylation. Bases 174 to 3011 code for a protein of 945 amino acids.
UCGUUUUCUUGCCCCGACCACAAGCAUCUCUUCCCGGCAAUUCCACCCACGACUCUUCCGUCUACCAUUCGCUGCAGCAAAAGAAGGGGCCGUCGCCAAACGAAGACCCGCGCGCGCCUAGUGGUGGUCAUAACUCAUAAAUCACGCUAGCUCCAGGUGCCGCUUGCUCAUCAAUGGAGGAACCAACGACGGGAACAACGGCGAUGAUGGUGCCAUGGUUGCUGCUUCUCUGCAUCACUGCUGCUGCCACCAGCGGGGCACUGCAAGCUCAUGCCCAGCUCGACAGCAAUGCUGCAGGUUUUAUAAGCAUAGACUGCGGUCUUCUAGGGCAAACAGGCUACGUGGAUGACACCACCACGCUAUCCUACACCACGGACGCCGGCUUCAUCGACACCGAUGCCGGCGUAAACCACAACAUUUCCGCUGAAUACAUUACUCCCUCGACGCCCAAGAGCUGGCACAGCGUGCGCAGCUUCCCCAGUGGCUGGCGCAACUGCUACACUCUCAGCUCACUUGUGUCCGGAAGCAAGUACCUUAUCCGCGGCAAGUUCUUGUACGCCAACUACGAUGGCCUCAACAGGCUGCCCAUCUUCGACCUCUACAUUGGCGUUAACUUCUGGACAACGGUGAAGAUCUCAAAAGCCGACGCACCGGUAUUUACGGAGGCCAUCAUGCUCGUGCCGGAUGAUUCCAUGGAGGUUUGCUUGAUAAACACUGGCGGCGGGACGCCCUUCAUCUCAGGCCUGGAUCUGAGGCCGCUGAAGAAGAAGCUCUACCCAUUGGCCAACGAGACACAGGCCCUGGUCCUGCUACACAGGUUCAACUUCGGACCCACUGAUAGCCACACCAUUAUCAGGUACCCUGAUGAUCCGCACGACCGGAUAUGGUUUCCUUUUGUCGACGUGGAAAACUGGGUGGAAAUAACAGCGGAGAAGGAGGUAAACAUUGAUGACGAGUUCUUCGAGCCGCCCCAAGAAGUGAUGCAGACGGCCAUCACGCCGCGGGACGUCUCGGAGAACAUAGAGUUCACCUUGGACAUCCAGAGUUUCCCCAGGGACCAUUCGCUGGGGUACGUCCAUACGGUGUACUUCUGUGAACUUCAAGAAUACCCCAGCAGUAAUGCACUACGGCAGUUCUACAUCUACCGGAAUGGCGUGCUAACGAACCUUCAUUUCUACAAGCCGCCAUACCUUGCCAGCGGUUUUGUGAACUCAGUUAAGCCCUUUCAAGCCAGCCAGUACAAGAUCUCCCUCGACGCCACUGCUAAAUCGACGCUGCCGCCCAUCAUAAAUGCCAUCGAGCUAUUCUCCGUCAUCUCAACCACCACCGUGGGCACCAACUCACAGGACGUAUUUGCCAUAAGAGCCGUCAAGAAGAUGUAUCAGGUGCAGAAGAACUGGACGGGUGAUCCGUGCCUUCCCAAGGCACUGAGCUGGGCGGGCUUGACCUGCAGCUAUAACGGUUCCAGACCUCCAACAAUUAUAAUAGUAAACAUGUCCUUCUAUGAUCUCCAUGGUGGUAUAUCUCCUGACUUCACAGCUCUCAAGAACCUUCAAUCCAUGGAUCUGUCAAACAAUAACUUGACAGGAUCAAUUCCAGACGCCCUUUCGCAGUUGGAGUCAUUAAAAAAUUUAGAUCUCUCGAACAACAAACUGAAUGGACCAAUUCCUUCAGGACUUCUCAAGAAAGUUCAAGAUGGCUCCUUGGAUCUGAAAUAUGACAACAAUCCGGAUAUUUGUACUAAUGGCACCUCAUGUCAGCCUGAAGGGGGCAGUAAAGUAGCCAUCUACAUAGUUGUUCCUGUAGUUGUGAUUGUGGUGUUACUACUAGUGGUAAUGCUAUACUUUUGCUUGCAAAGGAAAAGAAAGCAAGGAUCAAUUAAAAACUCAGUAAAGCUAAAAAAUGAUGGUGAUGGGACUUCUCAAGAAAGUUCACUUGGACUUGAGAGCCAUCGGUUCACGUACAGGGAACUGGAGACGAUAACGAACAACUUCCAGCGAGUGCUUGGUCGAGGAGGAUUUGGGCGUGUCUUCCACGGCUCCCUGGAAGAUGGCACUCAGGUAGCAGUAAAGCUGAGGUCUCAUUCUUCAAACCAGGGUGUCAGACAGUUCCUUGCAGAGGCUCAAGUUUUAUCACGUAUUCAUCACAAGAAUCUUGUGUCCAUGAUUGGUUACUGCAAGGAUGGGGAGCACAUGGCACUUGUCUAUGAGUACAUGCCUCAAGGAACCCUACAAGAGCACAUUGCAGGAAAAGACAACAUCAGACGAGCUUUACCCUGGAGACGAAGACUCCGAGUCGCACUUGAAUCUGCCCAAGGGCUAGAGUACCUACAUGAGGGCUGCAACCCACCUCUAAUUCAUAUGGAUGUCAAAACUGCCAACAUCUUGUUAAACGAGAGACUAGAGGCCAAGAUUGCCGACUUUGGAUUGUCCAAGGCUUUCAAUUGCCACGAUGACACCCAUGUAUCCACCAACACGCUUGCCGGCACACGCGGAUAUGUAGAUCCAGAGUAUCAUAGAACAUGUCAGGCGUCAACCAAGAAUGAUGUGUACAGUUUUGGUGUUGUGCUGCUAGAGCUAGUCACGGGGAAGCCAGCCAUCCUGCCCGACACCGAGGCCAUCAGCAUCAUCAAUUGGGCACGACAGCGGCUUGCGCGGGGUGACAUUGAGGGCGUGGUGGACACGCGUAUGCAAGGUGAUCAUGACAUCAAUGCUGUUUGGAAAGCUACAGAGAUUGCGCUCAAGUGCACCGAGCAAGUGCCCCUACAGCGGCCCUCCAUGGCUGAAGUUGUGAUGCAGAUACAGGAGUGCCUUGAUCUCGAGGAGGACUGCACAGGACGUGAUGAUGAAUUCUACACCGGCAGUAGUAGUGUUGGCAUGGACCCAAACAUGGGUUACAACGCUAGCACUAACCGGUGCACUGAUCUGAGGCAGAACAACGCUACGCUUGAGAUAGAGUAUAAUCAUCGGAGAGGGCCACAAAUGGAUACUAGUCCUAUGGCGACACGAUGAAGACAUCCUUGCCAAUCCAGUCUAAUAGUCACCAUGAUUUCUCUUCUUUCAAGAUUAGAUUUCUCUGAAAUUGUUUUAACAUGUUUUUGUUUUUGCGUACCUAGGUGAGUAAUGUUCUUGCCAUAUGAAUUGUCUAGUUUAAAAAAAUCUGGAUAAUGAGAAUAUUUGCUAUGCUAGGGUUAACCGAUUAAUUUAA